Molecule: messenger RNA, 5216 nt
Organism: Cottoperca gobio
Lineage: Eukaryota; Metazoa; Chordata; Actinopteri; Perciformes; Bovichtidae
Product: G-protein coupled receptor 37-like 1
Exons: 4
Coding region: 693-2246 (517 amino acids)
Biological process (GO): positive regulation of MAPK cascade; adenylate cyclase-inhibiting G protein-coupled receptor signaling pathway
Cellular component (GO): plasma membrane; signaling receptor complex
Molecular function (GO): G protein-coupled peptide receptor activity
Source: RefSeq, a predicted model, not a curated record
UCCAUCCAGCCAUACUGCAGAGACUGCUUGUUCCCAGAGACCCUCAGAGCUCCAGGACACCCAGUCUCUCUGCUGCCUGCAGCCCCGACACAGCAGCCCCGACACGGACACAGACCCUCGGCCUGAUCCCCCCCACCUCCUCCUGGAGCUCCAACGCCUGUUUGGAUUACUAAUGGAUGGGAAAAAUAGCGUUACGUUUUAAAGUGGGAAACCUGGGGGUAUUGGGAAUUUAAAAACAGAAUCCUGAGAAGAGGAGAAGAAGAAGAAGAAGAAGAAGAAGAAGAAGAAGAAGAAGAAGAAGAAGAAGAAGAAGAAGAAGAAGAAGAAGAAGAAACCUUUAUCCUGUCUGGACUACAAACUUAUUUAAAAUCUCGUGGAUGUCUUAACAAACAUCAGCGUUUCUUCAUCAUCUAGAAACGUUCUAAAACGCUGGUAGACUUCUAGUAAACAGCUGCUAACUUUGGUGUAUUUCAACCAAAAUAUUUCCUGGAAUUGUCGAAUUUACCCAACAAAAUAUUGUCUUUUUGUUGGUUCCCAGAAACUCUGAACUCGCUCUGCGUCUGGCUGAAAGGUUGAUCAUUUUGUCCCUGAAUAUUGGGACACUUUGGAAACAUUUCUUGAAUUUUAAUUAAAGCUCUGCACUAUUAUUCUGUUGUCCGGUUUUUUAAAUCACAAAAUUUUAAUUCUGCAUCAUGGCGUCGUCUAUCGCUCUGUGGUUGUGUCUGUACCUGCCGUUGCUGUUUACGGACGCAAAGAGCGUCGGACAAAGUGACAGUCAGAGCGACUUCCUCGACAAACCCUCAUCCCUCGUCAAACUGGAACCUCUCUGGAUCACCAAGCUCAGGACCGGGGACGACACUUUCCCCCCCAACCAGAGCCUCCCCCUCCCUGAGAUGCUGGAUCUAGACGUGGACCAGCACCGCCGCCAAGCCCGCAGCACCGACGAGGAGGAGCAACAGUCCACCUUCAGUCAGUCCUUCGAGAACGACUCUGUGACGGCGCCACAGGCCACCGAGUUUGACAACGGGACCAAAGUGGGCGCAGUAGACAACAAUGAUAACAAUCUCAAUAUCUACGGAAACGGCUCUAACUCCGAUGCCCCGGGACUCUUCAACCCCUUCUACCCGCUGGCGGAGAGCUCGUAUGCGGCCUAUGCCGUCCUGUUCCUGGCCGGCCUGGUGCUGUCGUUGGGCGUGGUGGGAAACAUGGCGGUCAUGUGUAUCGUCUGGAACAACUACUACAUGAGGUCCUCCUGGAACUACCUGCUGGCCAGCAUGGCAUUCUGGGACUUCCUGGUCCUGGUAAUCUGCCUACCUGUGGUGGUCCUCAACCAGUUGUCCCAUAGGAGGAUCCUGGGUGACAUCACCUGCCGCAUGGUGCCUUAUAUGGAGGCCGUAUCUCUGGGCAUCACCUCCUUCACUCUGUGCGCUCAGGGCAUCGCUCGUUUCCACGCCGCCACCUCCUCGUCCCAGCCGAAGGUUCGGCUGGUGGAGCGCUGCCGCUCUGUGCUGCUGCAGCUGCUGUUCGUGUGGCUCGCCGCUCUGCUGCUGUCCAGCCCCGAAAUCUUCCUGUGGCAGCUCAGCCAGGCCGUGUCCCCGUCCACCGGCCUGCUGGUCGACUCCUGCACCAUCACACCCUCCUCCCCUCUGUCCCUGUACCUGCCCGACUCCCUCCACUCUCUGUUGCUCAGGUAUCACCAGGGUCGUAUGUGGUGGUGCUUUGGCUGCUACUUUUGCCUCCCCAUCCUCUUCACCGUCCUCUGCCAAAUGGCCACCCGCAACGUCAACAGCGACUCCAGCUCCACCCAAAAGCAGCGCAACCAUGACGACCGCUCCACCAAUCAGAAGCGUCAGCAGCACCAGGCGGUGGAGCGGCAGCUGAACUGCACUCUGUUGGCGUUGGCGGUGGUUUACGGCGUCUGCGCUCUGCCCGAACACGUCUGCAACAUCACACUGGCCUACGCACACAUCACCAUCUCUGAGGAAACGGCCACCAUGCUGGCACUGUUGCAUCACUUCCUGUUGUUCUUUAAGUCAUCGGUGACACCGGUGCUGCUGCUGUGUCUGUGCAAGGCUCUCGGUCAGGCCUUCAUGGACUGCUGCUGCUGCUGCUGUCAGGAGUGUCAGCCGACCUUGACUCAAGGCUCGCCAAGCUCCGCCCAGGUCAAACUGAAGGCAGCCAAUGAGACAUCCAUCUUCUUCGAUAAGGCUAAAGAAACCUCGGCCAUCUUGUCGAUCUCCAGCUAGAGCCUUCCAUCAUCUCCUCCUCCAUAAAUCAACCCUCUCCAUUCAUCACUUAUUUCUACCGUUCAACACUGUUUCUCCUGCAUCCUUAGUUUCCGUUAACCCAUCAGUUUCCUUUCUCCUCUCUCUUUUCCAGAUCACUUGUGGAUAAACAUUCAUCUUUUCUUUAUUUUUCUUUCUCAUCUUUCAGAGUUUCCAUUUGUAUGAUAUUCCUCUAUGGACACAGUGUUACCCCCUCCAGCUUCCUGUCUGUGCAGGAAGUGAUGUUUAAUCCUUAGUGAUAUUAGAAAAGUUGCUGUACUUGCACAACCAGCUGUUGUAAAAGCAGGAGCCUGUUUCAGGACCCUCCAAAUGGACUCUUCCCUCCAACUUCCUGCUGUAAUAAUGUAUGAUAUGAAUAUCCAGGAUGUCUUCUUUGGUUGUUCUGAAGCUGAAUGUGUUUUAUGGGAAAGUAGCUGAUACAUACCGCCUAAAUUAGCAGCAGUUUAAACUCGUCACAGUAGCUAGUUCGAGAACACAAAGAAGCUGCUUUGAAGCUCUAAAGAUGCAACACAAAAUGUUUUUGGUUAAACGUACUGGAGGAUCAAGUUUGUAACUUCUUAGGAUCGGUAACUAUUAAACCUAACUGGCUAAAAAGAGUGUGCAUUUGACGCAAUGUAUAUUGAAAUGACUACGACUUGUUUUAAACACAAGCCGUGGGUCCAAGGGACAGUGAUGCUGGUCCAUCUGUCAAACUAUCAGUGCCUGAUAAGUUAACAUCUAUGGACAGCUAGUAGCUAUAUGACAACUAUUUCCUCAGACUUGAUGGUCUAUAGAGGAUGAUUCGUAGAUGUUUUGGUGACAUCUUUACCUUUCUUCUUGCAAAAGAAGAUGAAACCCCUUUCACACAUGCCCUGCCACCCUAAACUAAUCUAGACUUUACCCGGGGAAGCUAUAUGUGAGAACGCAAAUGUCCAAAUCAUACGGUCCGGACAUUAAACAGACUUAACCCUGCCAGCUCCCCAGUAAAAAGUCUCUGUAAUGUCCGAUUUAACCCAAGUCUAAAUAGAGGCACUUAAUGUCCGGAGAAUUCAUGGCAAGCGAGUGAGCAAGUCGAUGACGUUACUAUCGCGGCUGGCGUAGAACCAGAAGAAAACAAACAUCCAAGGGUGAAGGAGGGGGGUCAUUUACACGAAAGAUUUCGCGAAAAUGUCUAAAUGGAAAGACAACAAGAUUCGGGAACUUUUGUCUGUAAGGGCCGACGCCAGAUAAACUCAUGGAGCGCAAGAGACUCGGUUGAUGACCAAAUUACUAACCAACUGCAUGACCUUAGUGUAAUGUGAGAACGCGUCUGACAUGGAGAAUCUCCUGCUGUGUCCUACAUGUGUGAAAGGGAAACUACGGACAAUGUGCAGAACUGAUUCUGCACAUUGUACGGAGUUCAGAUGAGAAAACGGCUCCAACCAAUCAGAGCUUUGCAGGCUGGAAAGAAGAUGUCUUUAUCUGCUAGCUAACUAUGGAUUAGAUUGACGCAGCUGUACAGGUUAUAGAAUAAGUCAUUUCUGCAAUUUGUGUUUCUGUGAAGAAUGUGUGAAUGUUUCUGAAAGGGAAAAAAGUGGUGAAGUGGGGGAAGGGAGGAGAUUUGAACACGACUCGGACCUUUUCAGUACUGAGGCGGUCUCUUUGUACAGGAAGUUAAACUGUGUAGGAGGUUUUACAGUUUAUUAAUAUGUCUUUAGCACAGUGCUUUCACUCAGACUGUCAAACAACUAGAACAAAAACGAAUAAACAGAAGAUACGAAUGUAGCUUAUUUUAAUGUUAGAUCUACAACUAAUUACAUCUUUAUAUGAAGGGACGUGAGAUAGUAAUUUUUUAUGUCACAAAACUGUUUAUGUCUUUGUUAUGUUCAGUGUCACAAUGUUAAAUUCAUAUAAAUUUGUGUCAGAGCCGACUGUGCCUUAUUGUUUCCUCAGCCCUCAGCUCGGACUGCCAGUGUCUCAAUCAACAGAUGAUGAAACAAUAGUACAAGUCAGACUAACUUCACUUUCACACUGUGAGCAGCUCAUUCAAACAAGUUUUCACCAAAACGUAUCUCUAUCACUGAAUUGUCACUUUUUAUUCGAAACAUGCCCCGUCAGUAAACUGUUGUUCUCUUUACUAAUGCAAAAAUGGAGCGAGAACUAACAUAUAUUAUUACAGGCUGUGAUUAGUUUUAUCUCAAGAAAUCACACAGAAGCCUUUUAGAUUCGGCAACAUGUAUUGAAAAGGUGUCUUGUCUUAAUUGAGGCCGUGGAGGCAACGUUAGAAAACUGAACCUGAAUUCAAACAGAUGACAUAUUACUAAGUGACAGUGAACCAGGUGGAGCUGGAAAGCCAACGGUACACAAAUAUUAGCAUCUUUCCUGAUUUCAUAUAUUAUGUUGCAAAAAGACAUUUUUAUGAUUCCCCCUUUUGGCUUCAAUUCAAUAGCUGUAAUGUUCCCAAUCCUCAAAGUGGAACAACAACAUAUCUUCUAUAUUUGGGUCCCAUAGUAACCGCCAUACAUAUCAACAACAUAUGAACCACAGUGUUUUUCAAUAACACAGGAAAAAGAUAAUAAAUGUAGAACAAGUAAAAUCCCCAAUGUUGCGGUAGGUUUGACCAGAACGUAAUAAUCCACCGGUGGAACAUAAUUAGAUCCUUCCAGAAGACUUUCAUUUAUAUUUGAUAUUCAGCACUUUGACAGUGACAUGUUCUCACUUGGGUCAAGUCCCACUGGUGUCAUGUUGGAGUUGUAAAUGUGAUUGAAGUUGACAUUAAGUGCAUGGCUCCUCUUUCAUAACUUUUUAAUAAAGGGACAGUCCACACAAAAACAAAUUAACUUUAGUGCCUGUCUUCUAUCUUUCUUUUAAAGUGUCUCUGCAGGUUGUUUUUAUCUUGUGAACAAGGCAUAAACCAACCGAUCGGAUGUAGAAGUGGUAAUUUAUAAAUAAAGCUGUGCAAUUUAAACUGCA